Messenger RNA from Bufo gargarizans (Asiatic toad), 4046 nucleotides. RefSeq names its product fucosyltransferase 10 (gene POFUT3). The record is from RefSeq and is a predicted model, not a curated record. The coding region runs from base 266 to 1684 and encodes 472 amino acids. Gene Ontology annotation, molecular function: alpha-(1->3)-fucosyltransferase activity. Gene Ontology annotation, cellular component: Golgi membrane. The transcript is spliced from 5 exons. NCBI's taxonomy places the organism in Eukaryota, Metazoa, Chordata, Amphibia, Anura, Bufonidae.
GUCAGCAAUGGAAGCAUGCCUGCUCUUGUCACCCCAUUCACUCUCCUUUGUGUAUCCACAGCCACUCCAGUGUAGGACCCUGUGAAGAGGUUGGACUUGUUAUGUAUUGCUGAUGUCUGAUAUUUGGGGUUUAGAUGUGCUUUGCUUCACGUUUACGUCACCAGGCUUUUCAACGCAGUACAAUGUACAGUCCACAAUAUAUAACCACACAUCCCCAUGUAUAUCUUUUUGAAGGCUAUUCCUUGACCAUGAUGAACGGUGAAAAAUGAUUAAAAUCUGGGGAGUCAAGUUUUGGGUCUCAUGCCUAAUUAUAGCAUUUUUCUUUCUCUUGGUGACACUCCAGGUGAUAGUUGAACUGGGUAAUUUUGAGAAACAGAAAGUAAGCUUGUUAGUAAAAGAUGCUGGCCAACAGAAAAAAUCCAAUCCAUUGCUGAAAAGAUUACAUGAAUCCAUCUUAUCCAGAAAAUUAGAAAAUGGAUUAGGCAGCUAUCCCAUUCUGCUCUGGUGGUCACCUUUGACUGGUGAGACUGGAAAGCUGGGUCGAUGUGGAGAAGAGACCUGCCUUUUCACUAUAAACAGAACAUACCUUCAGAAUCCCAUGACAAAAGCUUUUCUCUUUUAUGGAACAGAUUUCAACACAGACAGCUUGCCACUGCCACGAAAGCCAUACCAUGAAUGGGCUUUGUUUCAUGAAGAAUCUCCAAAGAACAACUACAAACUGUUUCAUCCACCAACCAUAACUAUGUUCAACCACACAGCUACAUUUAGCCGACAUUCCCACUUGCCUUUGACAAGCCAGUAUUUGGAGGAUCUCGAGACCCUUACGUCACUUGAGUACUUUGUGUCUGUUCAAAAAAAGAAUGUUCUGAGAAGGAAACUUGCUCCAGUAGUGUAUGUGCAGUCAGAUUGUGAUCCUCCAUCAGAUCGAGACACUUACAUACAAGAACUAAUGAAAUAUGUCCCUGUAGAUUCCUAUGGAGAAUGCCUUCAUAACCGAGACUUGCCGCCACAAGUCAAUAACUCCUCUUUUAUGGACGACAGACAAUUUUAUCGUAUACUUGCUCAGUAUAAGUUUAUCCUUGCAUUUGAAAAUGCAGUUUGUGAAGAUUAUAUAACUGAGAAACUGUGGAGGCCUUUAAAGCUGGGAUGUGUCCCCAUAUAUUAUGGUGCCACUAAUAUUGAAGACUGGCUCCCUAGCAAAAAAAGUGUGAUAAUUGUGGACAAAUUUUCUCAUCCACGAGAACUUGCACACUACAUUAAACAGCUGGACAGAAAUGACAGCUUGUAUCUGGAGUACUUAGACUGGAAAUUGCAAGGCCAUAUCAGCAACAUUCAGUUGAUCCAUGCGAUCAAGGAUAGAAUGUGGGGUGUGCAAGAUGUAACCCAGGACAAUUAUAUUGAUGCUUUUGAGUGCAUGGUAUGCAGAAGAGUGUGGGACAACAUACGACUGCAAAGAAAGGGUUUGCAAAUAAAGCAGUGGAAAGCUGAUUCAAAACAUUUGUCUUGUCCAGCCCCAAAACCAUUUCCAUUCCUUCCAGAACAGUCAUCUAAGAACAGCAUGAGGGAACUGUGGAAACCAAGCUUUGAACAGUCCAAAAAAGAAGCUAAAGCACUCAGACUUCUUGUCAACAGGAACAGGAAUUUUACAUCUCAAGAAUUUUGGAAUCUUGUUUUCAAACAUUAGGUUAAAGAGGACCUGUCACCUCUCCUGACGUGUGUUUUAGUAACUACUUGUAUUUUCCAUGUAAUAACAAUUCUGGAGCAUCUAUUCUUAUGACUCAACUGUCUGACCUGUUGCAUGUGAGCUUGGCACCUGAAGGGAUCAUUGUUGGUUAAUAUGUGCCUGGAUUGCUGAGAAAAAUGUCUUAAUAUAUGCAAAUGAGCCUCUAGGACCAAGUGGGCUGUUUCCAUUACCCCAAAAAACUCUGUUCUCUCUGCAACUGUGCCCCCUGCACGUUCAUUGUCAGGGUUAGGCAGUGGUCACGCCUGCCUAGCCUGCACAAUCAAAAUGGAAACGAUGUGGCAGUUGCAGAGAGAGCAGAACCUCUAGGUGUACCUGUGGUGGUCUUGAUGUAGAUUAUGAAAUCAAGCUAAUGCUGAUGAGUUGAAAUAUUCAGUCUUUGUGUGCUGAUAUGUUUUUAAAGUGACUCUGUCACCAGAAUCAACUCUAUCACAUAGCCUGGAAGGGGUGAUCCUGCAGUUAAAAAUUAUAUUUUCCUCCUCAUUGUCGGCGCCACAGUUGUUGAUAAAAUCGUACAUUUAUUCCUUUGCUUGCAGGCAAUUUUGAGCACCAGAAGGCAAGCUUUUUCAGUACCGCUAUGCAACCCCUACCGAUGCCUAAACACUCCCCUCCCCCUUGAUUGACAGAGCUAGGUAAGACUUUGACUUCAAUUAUUGCUGUCAAUCAUGGGGGGUGGUGUUUAGACGUCGGUAGGGAUCGCAUUGCAGUGCUCGUACUGAAAAAGCUCUGGAGCUCGAUAUUGCCUGCCAGCAAAGAAAUAGAAGUAUAAAUUUAUUAACAACCAUGGUGCAGACGGUGAGGAGAAAGGUAUUAUUUUAAACUUCAGAUCACCCCUACUAGGCUAUGUGCCAAGUUUAAUAGGGGUGAUCUGGUGACAGAUCCGCUUUAAGGGGUUAUCCAGCUGUAUAAUCCUGGAGGGAAGCCAGGCCCGGCAAUAGUCCUGUGGGGUACUAUGAGGCCCCAGGAGUCAGUUACCACCUUUGGCUCCUGUAUACUGGCAUACCUCUAGGAGUAUGAAGAGAAUGGAAAGACUCUGAGACCACUCCGUGAAGAUCUAAAGGCAGAAAGAAUAAGAGCGGACAGGGCAUCCAGAAGGAACAGUAAAGAAAUCUCCAUUAACAUAAAAAAAAUGAAAGAAGAAAUAAAGAAGUUGGAAGAAAGAAGGGCAGCAAUCCUUUGCAAUAGUGGGCCUUUUAGAGAGAAACUUGAGAAUGAGGCCUGCUUCAAAGAAAUGAGUAAAGGACAGCAGCAACAGGAAACUGAAGGCACAGAAGCCUCUGAUAGGGAGGAAGAUAUGGAAGAAAAAAUGGAAAAGUCAGAAGUAAACCUGCCUUUUUUGUAAGCUCGGGGAUUCGGCCUGAGCAGGUCUGCCUACCGCCCACGAGCUCAGAUGAGGAUUUUUAUGGUGAGAAUACUGGAGUGGUUGGUCAGCUGCUCGAGCAAAUCAGGCACCUAGUUCCUGAGAAUCUGUGGAGAAAAUCUCCUUUUCGGUGAUGAACUCCCAGAAGGAGAUGAGCUUAGUAAAAAAUAAAGCAAAGCAAAGCCAUGGUGAGACAACAUUUGUUUACGUAUCCUAUCAAUUGGACUCCGGGUGGGCUGCAAAGUCAGCCCAGGGAGCAAACCUCGCUAUCCUCCCUAGUCUCUGAUGUAGGACUGAAGCGUAGGAGCGGGGAGAUUGAUCAAGAUCAAAACAAAAUGGUGCAGGACGCUGUCCCAGUUUGUAGUAGCGGGGAGGGCAGAGACGAAGGACCAGCUAAGCCAGACAGGAAGGAAUCGAGUGGCGAAGGAGGGGGGUGUCAGCGGGUCGGGUGGCCCUACCUACCGUCGUGGCCUCUGUAUCGCUGGAAAAGUGUUCAGUUGGCCUGCAGCGGUGUGGCACAGCUGUUGGCCCCGCCCCUCCUAAUACCCAGGUUGCCUCCACAGUCGUCCCUGCUGACUCCUUCCUGCCUGCUGUUCCACCUAUGCCAGUAAGGUGGCGUAGGAAGGGGGAUGCUGCGGGGGCCAUGGGCAUCUCUGUGGGUGUGCCUCUGGGAGUUCCUGGAGGCGUGUCUCUGGAAGGGGGCGGGACUGGUGUGCACAGUGCUAUUCACAAUAUGGAUAAGGCUGGUGUGGCUGGGAGCUGUAUUUCUAGCCAGAAAAAGCAUAGGACAAAACAUCUGUGAGUCAAGUGAAAGUCAAAUAAAUCAGACUGAUGCCUCAGCUACAUCUGCUCUGUCCUUCUCCUCCAGUGAGGGGGAGGCAGAGCGGGUAGUGGCUAAGGCUCAAGUUUAUAGUAAUAUUAAAAGCAAAAAAAUCCAAAGGUGUU